Molecule: messenger RNA, 3021 nt
Organism: Leishmania braziliensis MHOM/BR/75/M2904
Lineage: Eukaryota; Euglenozoa; Kinetoplastea; Trypanosomatida; Trypanosomatidae
Product: putative ubiquitin hydrolase
Exons: 1
Coding region: 1-3021 (1006 amino acids)
Biological process (GO): protein deubiquitination
Cellular component (GO): nucleus; cytosol
Molecular function (GO): cysteine-type endopeptidase activity; cysteine-type deubiquitinase activity
Source: RefSeq, a predicted model, not a curated record
AUGUUAUGCUGCUGUGUCCUGGAGGUGGACCUCGAUAUUUUCCGUGGAGUCUUCAUAGAGCAAUGGCUGAACGGGAAGAGGCACAGCAGUUGCCAAGAGGCGCUCUUCUUCUGCACGACAUGCGGUCCACCAGCGGUGCAGGAGUCGCUAAAGGGACUUUCGGGUAGCGGCAGCAGCGGUGGCUCCAACCGGCGCAACAACCACACAGCCAGGAAGAGCACCCCAGAGAAAAAAAGCUCUGCCGGAAAGUCCACCUUUGGCACAACGCUGAGGAAGUUGUUUGGCGCGUCGAAGAGCAGCUCCAAAGCGGAUCUGAUCACCCUUUCGUCCAAGCAGCACGCUGGCUACCACACACGGGAGUCCGGCACUCGCAUUAUAUCAGCAGAGGAGGAGGAACUCCCAAUCACACCACGGACGGAGAAGGAGCUGUACCUGUGCGUGACCUGUGGAUCAUGUUACUGUCGCGACCACGCUUGCGACCACCACUACAGUCGUCAGCAGCGCAGCAAUGUGACGGGUGGCGACGACCAGGAAGCGCAACAGAAGGGCUAUCCGUACCACUCCUUCUUUAUCGGCGUCCCAAGCUUUGUGAGUACGCACCCUUUCCACACACUACCGGAGACGUCGUGGGGGCUGCUUUUCCCCACGGUGACGGUGCGCGAGAUCGAGGAAGGCACAGCCAACUUGUCAAAGCCGCUCCCUUUCUAUGAGCACUUCGAGGAAAUUUGUGACGCCAGCGCUGCCUGCGGGGCGAGUGCUUCACAUGUAAGCGGCAUCAUGACUUCCAACAGUUACAGCUUCAACCGCGGCAGGAAUGCAGCAGGCGGUUCCUCCAGCGCGGCGCAUACACGCGUGAGCACGUACAGCAGCAGCGGCUACCUCGACUGCACGUCACAGCUACAUUCGAAGGUGAGCAGCUACGUCGAUAGAAAGGAGGACUGCUCCCCAACGCGUCGACCUGCCCUGCUUACCCCCAUCGGGGCCCACAACCUCCUCUCUCCGCCAGAGUUCCACUCCUCCCCGCCCGAGAACUGGUCGUAUCUCACGUUCUGUGCCCGAUGCACCGACCGACAGGCGGUGCGACUGCAUGGCAAGCAGUACGACAGCGAAAUCACACGUCACCUCCAUCUGCGCCGGCUGGGGCAUCUCACAGCGCUACUUGCGUACUUCCUUUAUCGUGGGGUGCGUCUUGAAGUACCGGCGGCGUUCUUGGAGUACUCCGCAAAGAAGCACGUACAGCAGGUGGAGCGGCAACGCAGCCAGCAGCGCGCGCACAGAUUGACUGAGAUGCAGCGUGUUGGUCGCGCCUCGGAGCUUGUCUGCGGGCUGGAGGUGAUGGGGACGGCAGGCGCGCCCAACACAAGCCCUAUCGGCGGCGAUGUGGACACGUCGCCGCCGACGGCGAGCGUGACGAGUGGCUUAGGCCUGCUGUCACGCACAGAGACGGACCACGUCAUAACCCGUGCGGCGAUCUGCGGCUUUUCCAACGAGAGCUACUUUUGCUACAUGAACUCGGUGCUGCAGUGCCUGCUGCGGUGCCGCAUCUUUGCAAGUCCACUGCUGCACCUCGACUUGUCCAAGAGCCCUGGUAAGCUUACCACGUCCAUGGCGCGUUUGCUUCACCAGUUGCCGCACCAGACGUACCAGGAUGUGCGGAACGGCGCCGUCUUUGCGUUCGUGCGCUCACUGCGGGCGCAAAUUUGCCACGUCAAUGUGCUCUUCGAAGAGGAUGAGCAGCAGGAUGCCCAAGAGUUUCUCUUAACAUUGCUCAACGGCAUCGAGGAUGAGUUCAAUAAGGGAAAGAGCGAAGAGGAGAAGAAGACAACGCGCUGUAUCAGCUUCGAGGGCACGCUACUUUCCGAGGUCAUGUGUUCCCAAUGCAAGCACUGCGUUCCACGCAACGAAAUGUUCAUGUCCCUCUCCAUCCCCAUCGAAAAGAGCAUCGAGGACGGUAUUGCGUCGCUCUUCGCGCCGACCACGCUGCACGGCAAGGACCGCUACGCGUGCGAGACCUGUUUCCGGAAGCUUUCGCCGAAAGAGCAGCAGGGGCACAACGCCCUUGCCGCUUUCCAGGCGGAGGCGGAGAGGAGGGCCAAGUCAGAUGGGAAGAAGCUCACCAGGGAGCAGGUAGAGGAGCGCGUGUACGCCAACUCGCUCUAUAGGGAGGCCGAGGUGCGCACUUCGCUCUCCCACCUUGGGGGCAGCCUUGCGGUGCAUCUUCUUCGCUUCCACUACGACCCAGAGGCACAGGACUUUAUAAAGGUGGUCACACCGGUGCGCAUCUCACUCACUCUUGACCUCACCCCGUACGUCAGCCACGAGGUUGUGGAGGACUACAAGCGCAUGGAGAAGAUCUAUCUCUUGCAGCGCCGCUUCCCAAACGUGUCGGAGAGGCUGCUCAGCAAGUACCUAAGCCACGCUAAGUAUGACGUCAAGGUGGCCACGCAGAGGCUACUGGAUGACGGUCACAGGGUAGCCGAGACGACGGACUCGCGGCAGAACAGCAGCAUCCUCUCUAGCCUCAGCCACACUGGAGUGAGGUCAGACAAAGUGGUAGGCGACGACGGGUCUGAGGACGUGGCUGGCUGCGGCAGCAUCUUUGGUGACCCCUCUGACGUCAACUCCUCUUUCGCUGUGUCGUCGCUUCCCAACAACCCCAACAGCAAUCAAAACGUCUCUGCCAAAACGACGGCCAGGUCGGGCGCACGCGCUGACAGAGGAGGUGGGAAGGCAACACUGCCCGAGUGCACCCCGAUGACCCCUGCAACUAUUUGCGCUAUUAGUCGCGACGAAUUCGACCCAUUUGGCGAGCGCAUCCCCCCGAAGCCAUCGUUAGUGCGUCACCUGGUCGGCAUCGUUGCGCAUCGCGGCUCGCUACACGGGGGCCACUACAUCGCCUUCGUGCGCCACCUCACUCACCCGCAUGUCUGGUUUCGCUGCGACGACGAGGACGUCGACGUGGUGGAGGAGAAGUACGUGCUCGAUCACGAAGCAGAGGUGUACCUCGCCUUCUACGAGUAG